AUGUUUCAGCGCUGCGAGCCCUGGAGCCUCUCCAGCUCUGCCGCCCCCCCUUCCACCUCUCCCUCAGGCCCGUCUGGUUUCAACACCCUGUCAGCCGCUGAGCCACAGCCCUCACAGCCUUCACGUACGAGGCCGCUCGGCCGCAGCCCGCGGGCCACGGGGGCUCUGCUGCCCUUGCUGGGGAGCGAGGGCAGCCGGGUACAGCCGCCGCUGCCCUUCGGCUCAGCCCCGCUGGGCAGACCGAGGCCGCCCGGCUCGCUCGCAGCUCCCGCCCAUAGGGCGCACGGCAAUGGCGAGGGCGAGGAGGGAAGCCCGGGCCCGCCCUUCUCCUCCCGGCCUCCUGCCCCCCCGCCUGCAAUGGGCCAGUCCCACCGCGCCGCCUCUGCCCGGCGCCCGGCGCGUCCCAUUCGGGAGGGAGGGGGGAGCCGGACCCCGCCGCUUGCGCCCUUUCCCCGUUGCGGGACGGCCCAAAGCCGCCGGCGCGGGGGUGUUCGACCCGGCGAGCUCCGUCAGCGAGGCCGCACCCAGGAGGCGGCAGCGCCCUGCGCGGAGCCCUCGGAGCGCUGCUGGGUACCGGGCAUCCCCCGGCCCACGGCAGCGGGCUCGCCCCUUUCCCCCCCCCGCCCGUCGCGCCGUGGCUCGGUCCCGUUUGAAGCUGUGGCGGGCCGAUGGCGGCUCCGUGAGGGGAGGGCCGUGGGUCCGGCCCGCCAUGAGCGAGACCCGGAGCUGCCGGGAGAUUUUCCGCUGCUGGGCCUGAUGAAAAUGGCUAUGCAAUUUACCAUCCAGAGCAUCUGCUCUCAUUUGCAAGACCACAUUGUCCAGUAUGAACAGAAGAAAUUCUAGGAACUCUUGGAUAAGCUGCCUAAUAACCUGGAUUACACGAGAGUGUGGCUGUGACGAGCAGCAGCAGAAGUGUCCAUGUCCUCUUUGCAGCCACCACACCAAGCCACCAGUAGCACAACUUUGCCUAGUCUUGCAUCCAUGCUAAACUGAGGAUACAUGAAUCUGCUCUGCUGGGAGCCUGGGCAAAAGGAAUACCCUGAGGCACUGCUUAUGGAUCAGCAGGAUGUACAAGUGCAGGUGAAUGAGCUUGCCAUCAUAGCCGCAGUCCUGCUAGUGACCAGAGGCAUCUGAAGCACCUUAUGUAGCUUACCUGGGUUUGUAUCUAGGCUAAAAAGGGUAACAAAGGUCCUCCUGGAAGGUACAAGAGUACCAGGUAGGGAUAAAGAAGCUUUAGAAGACAUUGUGACCACGUGCUCCAGGAGGUCAGCAGGACUCCCUCAGCUGGGUUACUCUGCUUUCACCCCGAUACACACUUCCCUGACAGGUCAGAUAAAAAGCAUUGCAGACAACGACAACACAGCCCAGCACAUCAUUGAGCAGCAAAUUCAUUCCUUCCUCUGCCUUUUCAUUUCCCCUGAUGGACAGAGGCAGAAAGAUUUCCUGAAGAGCCUUGGUUCUGUUCAGGAAGAGCUGUGGGAAGCUGGGAGCAGGUUUGGAAGUGUGAUCCACCACAACAGGCAGGGGUCUGGACCUCACCACUCAGGAAUACUCAUGAAGGUGCUUCUCCCAGAUGCAGAACCAGACUCGAAAGGUGGAACACUUUCUCCCACAGUAUCUCAAAUCAUGCCUCAGAUUGUAAAAACCAACUGGACAAAUCCACAGGGACCAGCAUUACCACCAUGCAGCGACUCUGCGUGUCUGUAUCUGAAUAAACCUCCCAACUACAAACCGUAG
This is a messenger RNA of Pezoporus flaviventris, 1737 nucleotides long. RefSeq names its product t-complex 11 (gene TCP11). Gene Ontology annotation, biological process: regulation of sperm capacitation. The record is from RefSeq and is a predicted model, not a curated record. Gene Ontology annotation, cellular component: acrosomal vesicle; sperm flagellum. Lineage: Eukaryota; Metazoa; Chordata; Aves; Psittaciformes; Psittacidae.